Dinoponera quadriceps is the source of this 3079-nucleotide messenger RNA. RefSeq lists its product as uncharacterized. Lineage: Eukaryota; Metazoa; Arthropoda; Insecta; Hymenoptera; Formicidae. The record is from RefSeq and is a predicted model, not a curated record. Bases 449 to 2479 code for a protein of 676 amino acids. Gene Ontology annotation, cellular component: plasma membrane. The transcript is spliced from 9 exons.
ACAUUUGGUGAUUGUUACACUUUGAAGAACAUGGCCGGAAUUAAAGCGGAUUGACGUUUUACACCUUUAUUGGUUGCGGGGUAAAAAAAAACAAGAGGAUCAGAAUUACGUCCCAUAUGAAAUAUGGUAACAAUCAUGACGGCCAUUGUCGAGGAUGAACCCACAGGGAGCUCUCGCUGUUUUGCAGCCGACCAUUUGCCAUCCAUCCCGCGGUCAUUCGUUACGAGUUGUUGGGCGCUUCGAUUUCUCUAACAGAUGAUAAGCGCCCCUCUCUUUCUUCCUCUCUUUCUCUCUCUCUCUCGGCUGCGUCUUUACGUCGCCUUCGUAAAGGACGAGCGGAAUCUUCACGAUGAAGAGCGGAAAAUGAGCGAAACCGGAAGACGAAGGCGGCACUGAGAGGACGUGGAAAGCAGGGUGAAGAAGGCCGCCGCCGUACGUCGCGGCGAAGAUGAGAUCGAAAGCUGCUCUGUGCCUGCUCUCCCUGCUGAUCCUGCCGCUGGAUGAUCCUUCGUGGGCUUCCGCCGAGAUCAGAGGAUGCAAUCGCACCAUCAGGAAUUCGGUCGGUUGGAUUCGCUGGACGGGACGAAUGGGUCGAUGCAUCGUGAGAAUCAGGGCACCGCUCAGGGAUCCGCAGGUGAUCGAGGUGAAAGUUCGACGAUUGCAGGUAGGCUUUCUGAAGGAGGCCCGAUGCGAGGGGGCGUAUUUUCAGUUCUCGGACAGCCUGGACGAUCCUGACGACGAGACGGGUCGAUAUUGCGGUCACGUGACUGGAAAUGCCACGAGGCUGUUUCUGCGACGAGGUCCCGAUCUGACGAUCACCUUAGCCUCGGACGAGCAGUUCGCCUUGACGAAUCCGGUCAUCUUUUCCGCUCAAUUCUCCAUCCUGCCGGUGCGUCUGGCGAUCGAACGUCACCGCGGCUAUUCCGCGUCCUCGUCACCCACCUGUCCCGUGGAAUGCACAAUGCGUAAUGAGCGACGGUCCUGCAGGUUGACUUCGCCGGGUUAUCCCUGUGUGUAUCCGCGAGGCAUCAGAUGCAGAGUCGCUCUCGAGUCGAGCGCCGGUCGCUUCAGGAUAGGCGGUCAACCGGAAGACCUGUUCGACUUGAUGAACUACACCGACCAAAAGGGCUGUCAGAUAGAGAACUGCGAGGACUCGCUCGAGCCUAAGGGACUCGGCCAGGCGUCGACCGAAAGAAUCGCGAGGGAUGAAUCUGUUAUCAGGAUCGGGGACAAUUGGCCGGGGGACAACAAUGGCCAGAUUCCCGCGAUGGAGCUGGGAAGUGAAGAAACGAGCGAACGGCUAAUGAGGCAGAGACACUACGAGAAAAAGGCGGCACGGCACAGGGGAAAGCAAUACCGCAAGGAGCCGGCGCAUAAGUUUGACGCGAGCGAGUCGCGGCACGCGCCGAGGCUCAAAUCGAUGCGUUCGAAGGUAACGAGGAAGGACCAGCGGAGGGUCGUCGUGCCGAAUUGUUAUCUCAGCGGCGACUUUGAAAGGCGGGAUGAAACGGCCGGUAGCGCGAUGGUGUCAGAGCAGAAGCACCUCGACGGGAAUCGCCCAUCGGGGAACGCCACGUGCGAGGGCGACUACCUCGCGCUCCUGGAGAACGUGAAUGGCAAGGUGUUCGAGAUCCGGAGGUUCUGCGGCGCCGGUCGAGUGCCCCGUAUCUUCUCGCGCGGGAAGAACGUGAUCCUGGAGUUUGUCGCCCGGCACGACGGCACGGUGCUGCACGACGGCUUCCAAGUGACUCUGCUGGAGGAACGGGCCCCGGAGGCGAGACACGCGAAUUGCGAGUUCGUGUACAGGAGCUCGGGCCGCGUCAGGGAGAACAUUAAAUCCCUACGGAGCUGGUAUCCGCCCAAUACCGUGUGCACUUACAAGUUUCUCGGCAGGGUUAUGGAGAAGGUAUCCAUUCACAUAAAGAUCCUCAGGAACGAAUUCGCGCAGGAGAAACCGGUCGAUACCAGGCGGAACUUCAGCUUGAAUUACUGCCCCGGCAACGAGAUCGCCGUCUAUAACGGCGCCCAGGUGAAUGGCAGCUUCUUGAUGUGGUCCUAUUGCGACGUGUCUCACUGGGACAUCAACAACAUCCAAGUACCUUUGACGUCUAGCGGAAACGAAUUAUUGAUCCAAUACUACAGCGCCAGAGGGUCCUACGAUGGUCAGGGAUUCACCUACGCUAUAUCCUACAGGUUCAUCAGAAAAGAGCAGAACGGCACCGUAGGGCGUGCCCACGGCAAGUACAAGUCGAUCUCUCUGAGGCCGGUCAACCUGUCGGUCCUGAAUCUCAACGACACCGACAACUGCAACUGCAAUUUCGACAACAGAAUGGGCACUUUCAAGAAUUGGUUCGUCGUACUGGUGAUCCUCGGUAUCGUGUCCUUCCUCGGGGCCAUCGUCACGAUAGUCGCCCUGAUCGCGAAAUUCCUGAAGAUCAGAUCGUCCGAGAAGAAACUCUUGCAAAACGCGAAACAAUGAGGCGCUCGCGCGCUUUCCCUUCGGCAAUCUCUCAUCUUUAUCGUUACGGAAUUGGAGUUAAAAUAAACAAGAUCUCCGAGUUUCGACAAUGAGAGAAGGGAGGAACGAGUACUGAAAUCGGAGCGAUUCGCGCGCAAAAAAAAAAGAAAAAUCCGGCAAAAAUAGAACGAGGUCCCACCGAGACUUGAACUCGGAUCGCUGGAUUCAGAGUCCAGAGUGCUAACCAUUACACCAUGGGACCUUGACGGCUUCUAUAUGAACCAAUUGACACUGGAAGUCACCGGUGAUGCACAAGAGGCAUUGCUGAAAAUUACGAGAGAUGAUCCAGAUCUCACGAUGGUGAUCGAUCUUGAUAUCACGAUUUUUCGUAUCACGAUCGACAUCGCGCCAAUAUCCCUUCGACAUAUCGUGGAAGAAAUCUCGCCCUUUCCGACGAGUAAAAAAUGAAGGUUGUAUAUACGCAACUAUGUAUAUCGAACUGAAUUUUUAUACGUAACACACACGCAACAAUAAUAAAUCCGCAAUAAAGUAUACCUGAGGUAAAUAAAGAGCUUGACGACGAAAUUACUACAGCCACCAGUAUUAGUAGUUGGUAUUAAA